CACAGUCGUGUUUAACGGUACUCUGCUCUAAGCAGAGACUAUGUUAAGACUGCCUGUGUUGUUUAAUGUUGUACGCAGGGUUUUCUGUGACGCCGCAGAAGAAAUGGGCAAGAAAGGAAACUUUUUCUACGCUGUAAGGGCGGGAUUUAGACCGGGAGUAUACCAAACAUGGGAGGAAUGCAAACACCAGGUGGAUAAGUUUCCCUCCGCGAUUUUUAAGAAGUUCGCUUCUGAACAGGACGCUUGGGCCUUUGUGAGGAGCCAGUCAGCUGCGUCGUCGUUUGGAGAACAAAAAGGUCAUUUAAAAGCUUUUUUUAGGAUGGCAGAUGUACCAUAUACCUCCCUUAUAAACAUCCAGCAUGUUAGGGAUCAUCAGGUUUUUCCAGGCGUGUAUGAGGUCCUGCCUUCUAGAAAUGUGCCUGAUGCCUCAAUGGCUGUUCCUCUUGGAAAUAAAAGGACAUAUGAGGACUGUGAUGAUGGUGAUAAUGAGGGACCUUCUUAUCCAAAGCGAGUGAAACUUAUUGAGGUCCCACAGCCAAAGACAGCUGCAGCCGCAGCCAGUAGUGAUGGAUUUACAUAUAUGGGUGAUGCUGUAGUAGUAUACACUGAUGGCUGCUGCUCAGCCAAUGGGAAAGUAGGAGCACGUGCAGGAAUCGGUGUAUAUUGGGGCCGUGAUCAUCCACUUAAUGUGGCUGAGAGGCUUUCAGGAAGACAGACCAACCAAAGAGCAGAACUGCAGGCUGCUUGCAAGGCACUCGAGCAAGCCAGUGAAAAGAAUAUUAAAAAGGUUGUGCUAUACACAGACAGCAAGUUUACCAUUAAUGGCAUUACAAGUUGGGUUAAGACUUGGAAGUCUAAUGGCUGGAGGCUUAAAGGUGGUGGGGCCAUUGUCAACAAGGAUGACUUCCAAAAGUUGGAUGAACUAAAUGCAAAACUUGAUGUUGUAUGGAUGCACAUUCCAGGUCAUGCUGGCUUUACAGGCAAUGAGGAAGCAGACAGGCUGUCCAGAGAGGGAGCAGCAAAGCCCUUGUGUUAGUCCACGGUUGUCACAUUAAUUUUAUAAUGCUACAUUUUGUUUUAGGUGUGUAGGAUGAUGUUGUAGUUUGUUUACACUCAAUGUGCUUUUAUUUAUUUUUUUUUGCUUUUUUUGGCUAGUGUUGUAAUGUUCCAAACAACACUCGAAACAAGAUUUCUUCUUUUCUGAAGAGCAGUGCUUAUCUAAAAUGUUUUUUUGAUUGUUCUGUCAAUUAAAUUGUCAUAUAUAUUGUUCCUGA
This is a messenger RNA of Puntigrus tetrazona (Sumatra barb), 1274 nucleotides long. Its product is annotated as ribonuclease H1-like. The record is from RefSeq and is a predicted model, not a curated record. The transcript has 8 exons. Gene Ontology annotation, molecular function: nucleic acid binding; magnesium ion binding; RNA-DNA hybrid ribonuclease activity. Gene Ontology annotation, biological process: DNA replication, removal of RNA primer. The coding region runs from base 41 to 1036 and encodes 331 amino acids. Lineage: Eukaryota; Metazoa; Chordata; Actinopteri; Cypriniformes; Cyprinidae.